GCAGCGGGGGCGGGGGGCGCCUCCCUCCCUCCUUCCUUCCUUCCCAGCUGGCACCGCACUCCGGGCCUCGCCGGCCAGCCGGCUCCCUCCCCGUCUGUCUAUGUCUUUUUCUGACUCCAGCGCUACCUUCCUGCUCAACGAGGUAACUUAACAGACACCGCGCAGCCGCCGCCGCCGCCGCCGCCGUUGCCAUCGCCUAUCACCACGCUGUACUCAACCCCUCUUACCUUCUUCUCUUCCUCCUCCUCCUCCUCCUCCUCCCUGUCUGCCUCCCUGCUCCGUUUUCUCCUGCUGCUGCUAAGCACCGGGACCGGUGCGGGCGGUCCUGCCUAAGCCCUCUUCCCCCAGAUUCCCCGCCGCCCUGAAUGCAACUCCUGGCGGAACCGGAGCCCUUGCCUGGCGGAAUGAUGGGCAGGAGACGUCUGGGAGCAGGAGAAGAGGGACUGGGGUUUUUUUCCCCUCUUCUCCCUCUCUCUUUUCGAUCAUGGUUCCCCUUCCCGGCAUUCCGAUGAUGUGUGUUUGGUAUCUCAGCGGGGAAAAGGGUGAAAACUCCUGUGUGAAGAGACGACGAGAUCGGAUCUCGUUUUUUGCAAAAAGCUGCUGUUAACCCCUCCGUCGCCAAAUAUAUUGGACGGCUCUCCAACUUUGGAUGGGAAAUGGGCGUGGGGCGGAGAUUUAGGUUGUGCCAGCAGCUCUGGCACUGAAGUCAAAGAGGCAGAUGGAACCAGCGCCUGGGGGAUUGCAGGGGGAAAAUCCCCAUCUGGCCCAUUUCCUGCCCAAGUCCUACCCUCCUCUCUUUGCCCCUGCCAACCGUGUUCGUUUCUGUCAGCCCAGUGCAGGUGGGUAGGCAUCGUCUAUCCCAGAGUUGGUAGGGUCAAGACGUAGGUAAAGGUGGAAAUCUGGUUGGAUCAUGCAUGUGCAAUUGUUCAUGCAAAGUCGAAGAUCUCAGCAAAAGUAAAAUGGGUUGUAGUCUUCCAGGAUCUGGUGUCCAUAAGUGGGCAGGAAAUGAUGUCCAUAAGUGUUAGACUGUAGCUCCCAUCCUCUAGGGAAUGGUAGAAGUUGUCCAAUGAAGUGUGAGAGAAGAAGUAGGUUGGUGAAGUAGGAAUCAAGGCUUCUGUCCAAGGAUGCCUCUCAAGAUUGUCAAAGGUUCCAGAAAAGGCUGUGUUGGCAUGAAGACUAGGAAUGUGGUGAGCAGGAAAUUAGGAUGAUUGGUAACUGGGUAAAAUCUGAUACUAAGGAAACUGGUGUAUGAUAAGACUAUCUUCUGUGAUUCCCUGUCCAUGUGAUUUUGCUUGUCCCGUGUUGCUAUGCCCAUCCCAGCCCACCUUGCAUUAUUGGGGCAGGUAACCCCAUGGGUCUCCACCCACACGCAGGUUGGAUGUCUCAGUAUGCUUUCCUGCAUCUCUCUGGUAAAUUGUCUGGUACCCACUUAACUCUUGGGAAGCAGUCAAACGGGGGGAUGCAUUUGCUGGAAAGUGUGGUUACACUUCUUGUUCUCCUCCCAUCCGGUGGGAUUGUUCCACACUUCCAAGAACCCUCUUCAUGGCCAGCUCUUUCCUUGUUGUAUCCUGCUGCUUCAUGCCCCCUGGCACCCCAACCCUACAUCUUCCGGUGUUGCUAUAAGGAAGUGCGGAUAGAGCUGCACUGUCCAGAUGCCACUGCCUGCCUUGCCUCCCUCCUUACUUGCCUGUCUCUGUGCCUGCCCCCAAGGGAGGGCUGGUGGGUGGGCGCUAUUGUUUUUGCUGUUGCUGCUCAGCUGAGAAUGAGAGCAUCCAGGGUGGGGGAAUCAGAUCGAUAGCAGGCUGAGUUGCUUUGCCACUGUGUGCCAGCCACCUGCUGCCCCUAACCCAACUGGGGCAGGGGGCACAGCUGUAGACCUCUGUCCAUCUGGAAGAGCUCCUAUCUUUCUUCCCUCUCGGCUUGGCUUCCUCAACAAUUCUUUCCUUCCCCCAUGUAUGACGACUCCUAUCUCCAUGGAUUCGAAGACUCUGAAGUGGGCUCUGCUGAUUCCUACACUAGCCGCCCAUCAUUGGAUUCCGACGUGUCGCUAGAGGAGGAACGUGAAGGGGUGAAGCGCGAAGUGGAGAACCAGGCCCAGCAGCAGCUUGAAAAAGCCAAGAACAAACCAGUUGCAUUUGCUGUCCGUACUAAUGUCAGCUACUGUGGCGCAUUGGAUGAAGAAUGUCCUGUGCAGGGAUCUGCCAUCAACUUUGAAGCCAAAGACUUCUUGCAUAUUAAAGAGAAAUACAGCAAUGACUGGUGGAUCGGGCGGCUAGUGAAGGAGGGGGGAGACAUCGCCUUCAUCCCCAGCCCACAGAGGCUGGAGGCCAUACGGCUGAAACAGGAGCAGAAAGCCAGGCAAUCUGGGAAUCCUGCUGCCAGCAACAGGCGAUCGCCUCCCCCGUCAUUAGCUAAGCAGAAGCAAAAGCAGACAGAGCACAUCCCUCCAUAUGACGUGGUUCCUUCCAUGCGGCCAGUGGUGCUGGUGGGUCCCUCACUGAAAGGAUACGAGGUGACAGACAUGAUGCAGAAAGCUCUUUUUGAUUUCUUGAAGCACAGAUUUGAUGGCAGAAUCUCCAUCACACGUGUUACAGCAGAUCUGUCCCUGGCCAAGCGCUCAGUGCUCAACAAUCCUGGGAAACGGGCCAUCAUUGAGAGAUCUACAACACGGUCUAGUAUCGCUGAAGUCCAGAGCGAGAUUGAGCGGAUCUUUGAAUUGGCUAAGUCCUUGCAACUGGUAGUGUUGGAUGCAGACACCAUCAAUCACCCAGCUCAGCUGGCCAAAACCUCUCUGGCUCCUAUCGUUGUCUAUGUGAAAGUUUCUUCCCCAAAGGUGUUGCAACGCCUUAUUAAAUCCAGAGGGAAAUCACAGGUGAAGCAUCUCAAUGUGCAAAUGAUGGCUGCUGACAAGCUUGUCCAGUGUCCUCCGGAACUCUUUGAUGUGAUCCUAGAUGAGAACCAGCUGGAGGAUGCUUGUGAACAUCUGUCUGAGUAUUUGGAGGUAUACUGGCGAGCAACCCACCACCCUGCACAAAACCUUGGGAGCCAAAACCUCCUGACUCCUUCCACUGCCAUUUCUGGCCUGCAGAGCCAGGCCCCGAUGGGCGAGCAUGAGAGUGAGCGCUCCCCGGUGGAGCACGACAGCUUGAUGCAAUCUGACGAAGUGAGCGACGCCUCGCGCAAGACAUGGACGGCGUCCUCUCAGCGCAGCUCCCGGCACCUGGAGGAUGAAUACUCCGAUGCCUACACUGACCUGUACCAGCCUCACCGCAACCACAACAGUGGCCUCCGCAGCACCAACGGCCAUGACUCGCAGGACCGUCUUCUGGAGCGCGACUCUGAGCACAAUCACAAUGACAGGAACUGGCAACGCAACCGGCCCUGGGCCAAAGAUAGUUAUUGAAACUUCCUGGCCAGGCCUCCAGGGACAUAAGACACGGCUGCUGCUGUCUUUGCCAUCUCCCAAACUGAGUUAAUUGCCUGAUCUCAAGCCUUUGUCUGUUUCCCUUUGUAGCUAACCCCCACAGAGUGCAGGCCCUGCCCCAAUACACAGGUGCUAUCUAGGGAAGCCCAGACAUAGCCAUGGCUGCCUAAAAGAGGUUAGGUGAUUUGUCUGGCCCUCCUUCACUUUGGAUUACGUAGGCCAUGGUAGUAUUUUGCAGGGUAAACUUCACAUCCUUCACAUCACAUUCUAUUUUGGGAGGGGUGGGGAGGCUAGGAGCUGGAUUGGGCUUCUGCAUCUCAGAGGAAGAAUUUGUUUCCAAGAGAGAAGCUGGCUGUGGCUCCAUUUUUAACUGAGCAGGAGAUCAGAGCCGAAGAUUACAUGGGAGAAAGUAAGACAGGCAUGCAGAGACCUUAGGAUGAGUUUACUUCUUCCAAGCGAGAGACCCAGAGCCUCACUUUUUGCCUUGCUGUAAGGUUAGACCUGUGUGCAUAUGUCCCAAGAUCUGUCCGGAAAUUGAGACUGGUGUAGAUAAACUAAGAUUGCUAAUUAAGAGUGAUGCACUCUAGAAAUUGGUAUGAACAGCCAAUGCUGAUUCAGUUACAGGGUGUCAUCUUCACAGCAUUGGCAACCAUUUUGUGCAAAUGCUUUGGUGAAACAUGUGCAAUAAAGCAGCAGGUGAAACAGCCACAAUAUUUCAGCCUGCACAGAAAAGGUAAAACAUCAGGAAGAAGGUAGAACUAAAAUGCUCCCUGACAUUGAAUGUUCUGCAUUUGGGGAGAUUUUAGUUUUGUUUAAAGUCGAGGUGAUGAAAGACCAUUCAACUAGCGCAGGGUCAUCUAAGAGAUUAUUGAUAAGUUAUCCACUGCUAAUUUGGAUAUAAUCCAAGAAUCACAAGGCCAAAAAAAGAUCUAUGUGGCGGUGAUGUUCAUGACUAUCACUGAGAGGGCUACACAGCUUCAAUCUUCUGUUGCCCUUGCAAUUAUUGAUAGAUGGGUAGGGCCAGAUACAAAAAGAAAAAAAAUGCUUCAGAUUUACCCAAGAUUUUCUUAGUUUUCAUAUUCUUUUAUGUAAUUCCCAUGACCUUGAAGCAAGUUAUUGAUUCUAAGGAAGCUGAGAUGCAAACUGUACUAACACAUGUAAUAAAGCCUCAAGGAUCAUUUGGUAGAGUAGCCCCAAAGUAUUCUAUGUCCAACAUAUCCCAGCCAACUGGCUGCCUUUUCUAGACAGAGCUUUAGAUCCAAAGGGUGGGGAGGGGGGAGAGGAGUCUUCAGCAGAGAAAGUAAUUUUGCACAAAAAAAUAAGCCAGUGGAGAAGGGUUUAAUUAGGCCUUUCCUAACUGUUGCUGGCCUUCUAUUCCAAAUCUAUUUCAUCCUCAAUAGAGUGAAAUCCUUGGAACCCUUAUUUCCUCGGAACCCCAACGCUCAGCCUUGUUCCUCUUGCUCUGCUAGGCCAUCUCCUGCACAGUCACUUCUGUUAGAGGACUAGUGGGAAGACAUUUUUAAAGCCACAGUAUGAGAUGCUUAAAUCUGUAUCCUCCUCACUUGUUCCAAAAUUCCUUGCUAAUUGCAUGCAACCUUGAUCUUCCACAUGCCACUUGUGUUGCGGGAAGUGGAAGGAAGAUGAGGUGCCGAGUGUAUCGGUGGGCCCUGCUCUUUCAUGGUGACUCCUACCCUCAGCACUUUGGGGCUUCCAUCUUGUGGAAGUGGCCCAGGGCUAUACCCAUCCUACUUCCUGCUUUUUCUAAUGCGCAAACCUUGCUCUUCCAUUCCCCUAUUCCAUUCUCGGGGCAGUGGGUGGCAGCCCCUUCCUUUCAAAAAGCACGUACAGCUACCAGAAAAAUCAGCCUGUAAAUAUUGCCCACUAGCAUUGAGAGUUGUGUUGAGUGUCUGUCGUACCCCUGGAUGGUCCAGAGCCAAAGGGGAAAUGCUCUUCCCUCUUUUUGUGGCUUAGGUGGUUUGAGGACGGGGAAAUGUUUCUAUCCCUGCUGUAGUGGUUGUUUGAUGGGCUGCUGCAACAGCUUUGUUACUCUUCUUUUGUAGAGAGCACUUAUUUCCCCCAAAACUUGUAAGCCGUUUGAAACAAGCAUUUGCUAUUUAUAACAUGUGGCUGAGUGGUUGUUAUUUUGAGUACAACUGCAAGGGCAUUGGAACGGAGGGUUUGAAGGACAAAACACAAGAUAGUGUUUUGGUUGGUGUUCAUGGCACCCUUCCCUGAGGCAACACUAAACUCAGCGUGGUUCUUGAGCCAAAGGUUGGGAUGAACAGAUAUCCCAUGACUUGAGUGUUCAGAAUUGAUCUAUCACAAUUUUCAAUUGGCUACAGAGUUACUCUCUUCUGGGGUAGGAGUAAGGCUUGGACUCCUCUAACUUGUAGACUUUAGGCUACAAUUCCAAGAGUUCCUUGGGGAAAAUCAAUGGCAAUUACAUGGGAUACAUAAGCCACACAUUAGCAGUAUAAUUAAUUGUCUCAAGAGUUCAGGCAUAAGCAGCUUUCAUGUUAAAGUGGCAAAGGUUCAAAUACAAUAGCCAGUUGAAACAAAUACUGAUUAGUUCAAAUGGCAUUUGAGCAGGUAGGUCAAUGAAUGGGUAGCCACUGUCAAGCUCUUGAUGGAUUUACCAUUAAUUGCAUUCAACCUAGGAAAGUUGCAGAUUGAGUGGCAUCUAACCUUCCUUCAGAUAACAACUGAAACACUGAAAUUGCCUUUUAAUUAAAAUGUUAGAAGUCUGUCUAUUAACCAAUACUCACGUACAUGUGCAAUACACACCAUAUAAGUAGCAUUUCUGCUUGCUCCCUAUGCAUCAAUUCUAACUUUCAGAUACAGUAGAACAAACCUAGCCUGGCACCCACUUUUCCCUGUCUGUCAGAGGUCAUCUUCUGAAGGGCUGCACGUUUCCAUUCACAAAAUGCAUUUUGACGAGUCUCUCUUUGAAAAUUACUAUAGAAACUACUAUAGGUACCUAUAGAAUGGCUCACUAUUUUUGGCUUUCGAGAAACGUUUUAAAAAUCUAUCUUGUUGCACUACAAGGUAGUCUGAAAAGCCAUAUUUUUACAGGAAUUCCGACUGAAAAUUUGGUUAAUUUUUUUUUUGUAUGAAUAUGAAUUGCCUUUAGAGCAGGUAUCUCUAACCUUGGAAACUUGUGGUAGUCUUAAAGUACAAACCUAAACAAUCAAUCAGUUGCAACAAGAUAAGCUCAUUUUAGACUGCACUGUUGCUUAACAAAUAUCUCCUCUUUGCAUCAUCCUAUUCUAGUUCUAGUCCCGCCAUAGCCAGGGAAGCCCAUGGGGUGCCAGUGGGACAGUCAUUGUCUCUCAACCCAAACCACCUCACAUGGUUGUUAUUGGGAAAACAGGAGGAAAGGUGUGUUGAAAAUGUUUGUCGUUUUUGAGUUAUUUGUAAAAAUAAUAAAGAUGGGAAUAUAAUUAAAUAAAUAAAUAAAUAUAUUGGGGAUGAAAAUUGAGAAACAUCAUGUUCAUAAACAUAGACAUUUAUGUAUCAGGUUGUGCAAUUUUGCAGAGUUUGAGAUUCAGUGCAAGAAGCUUUUUCUAGAAGUUUCUCAAGCUUGUGCUAUUGAGUUGAUGAACAGCCAGGAAUAUCACCUUAAGCACAUGAAAGUGCACAUAAACAAGAGACUCUAUAGUAGCACUAAUACAAUUCAUGGCACAGUUGAAAAACUUCACCCUCAAACUGCUGGUAUAUCAUUAACACUAGUUUGUUGUAAUAAUGCAACAUUUUGUAAACAAAAGAGAACCCAAACAUUUGUUCUCAACUGCUGGCGCUUUUUCCUGAGACUUUUGAAACUGAUGUCAAACGUAGCUAUUUUGGUCAAAGGAAUUUUUUCCCUCCCAAAUUCAAUUUGCAACCUACCUCAGAAGAACUAUAGAGAAACUAUAGCAAACUACCGCAGAGGAAAUUAUUGACUUUUCAGGAAACAAGGUCUUUCCUUGGUUUCUCCAGACUUCUCAAUUUAAGUAUUAUUUUGCUACAAGCAGUGCCACUGUUUCUCAUUCACAUAUAAUAUAAAAUAGCACAGCAUUAAGCAACCAACUUAUUCUUAUUUCUAAUUGAUAGUCCUUUUAGCAGAACCGCGUCAUUCAAAAAGAACAACAGCAGUACAGCUAUGGCAGCAGUAUCCCAGGUCUUUACAACGUACAUAUUUCUACUUGUGAAAAACCAAGAAUAAACAGGCAGGACAAUGUUUCAUAUGGAUUUAUAGUAAUUUUUUUCAGGUCAUUGAAAAAAAAGGUCUCUUUCUGUACAUUACCUGCCCUUUUUAUUUUUUUUGGGGGGGGGCAGUUCUAGAUAAAACAAAAACACAAUUGCAUUGAAACAUUAACAUCUUAAGAUUAGAAAUGGGGAGAAAUCCUCACUAGAGCAGGAAAAGAGAGUCUAGAGAAGUGAUCACAAAUAGAAUUCCCCUCUUCAUUGGGCCAAGCUCAAAAAGUCCUUGUCUGAUAUACGGAGAUGGCAAAUGUAGAAAUCAAUAACUGACACCCCCCCCUUUCAAAUAUGUUUGGAAA
This is a messenger RNA of Thamnophis elegans (Western terrestrial garter snake), 7962 nucleotides long. It is a transcript of the gene CACNB3, whose product is annotated as calcium voltage-gated channel auxiliary subunit beta 3. Gene Ontology annotation, molecular function: protein binding; high voltage-gated calcium channel activity. Lineage: Eukaryota; Metazoa; Chordata; Lepidosauria; Squamata; Natricidae. The transcript has 13 exons. The record is from RefSeq and is a predicted model, not a curated record. The coding region runs from base 1952 to 3403 and encodes 483 amino acids. Gene Ontology annotation, biological process: regulation of voltage-gated calcium channel activity; chemical synaptic transmission; calcium ion transmembrane transport. Gene Ontology annotation, cellular component: voltage-gated calcium channel complex.